CGCGCUUUGUUGCUACGAACUGUUUUUCCGAGUGUUCCCUUGUCUUCAUCUGUUUUUGAUACAGCAACGGUACGAUAAUUUUUUAACAAUGUGUUCGGUUACUGAUCCCCUGAGGCUGAAUGACAAUCCGUUAUUCAAAGAACUGAAAGAUGGAUUACCCAAAAGUGAAAAGGAGACGAUGAAUAUUCUUGAAAUUCGUGACGAUAUUCUGUACGUUUGGAAUCCAGACAAGUGUUGUGUUUUUACCCUCAAUGUCGCCGCUACUCGAGGAAAAACCGGUGAAGCAGUUCCAUUUCAAACACUGAAGCCAACAGAUCCACCAAUAUUCGAAAUCACAAAUUUGCUGAUCAACGAAACCGCCACUCAACUUGCAAUCUGGGGAAAUCUUGGAAUAGUCGUAGUCGAAUUGCCAAGGAGAUGGGGCAAAGACAACGCCUUCCAAGAUGGCAAGAAAGAGAUUUCUUGUGUGAAUUACAAUUUGACGGGAUAUAGCUCACAGUUGGCAUCUACUGAAGUCAGGAGAGUCAGGUGGCAUCCGGGAUCUCCCAAUAAUUCACAUUUACUUGUUCUUACAUCGGAAAAUACUUUUCAAUUAUACGAAUGUGAGAUCGGUGAAACUCCGAAAUUAAUUAGAAAUUGGAAAGUUGGACCGACACCACCCAUCUCAUCUACGAAGUUUAUCGCCAAUGUUGAAUCAUUGGGGGAGACUGCUGUAGAUUUUGAUUUCGCAACACCGACCAUGAAAUUUGAUGAUGAUUACAAUGGCAAUGGCAAUGGCAGCUGGCAUAAAAUUCAGUGGCCCAUUCUAGUGCUCCGUGGAGAUGGUGAUAUUCUGAUGGUUCAUGGUAACAUUCUCUCUGGCAGUUUGACGAAACCAGAUGUUCUGGGUGCAUUGUCUAUGUACCCACCAGCUGCUGACAACUACGGAUUGGAUUCCUGUUCAAUAAUGUGCAUUCCAACGACUCCCCCUGUUGUUGUUAUUGCGACAACCACGGGGAAGCUCUACCAUGCACUUUUGAUGCGCGAACCUGAAAGGGACGGUGACGAUGAAAAGACUUGGUCUCAGUACGGGUCCACGUAUAGUCUGCACACGCCAGAUGAUGCAUUGUUUGUUUUUGAAGAAGUUGAAAUGGAGCUUGGACUAUUAUUCACUGCUACAGACAAGAAAUACAGGUGCCCAAUUAAUCUGCACCGCGACAAGGGGAAUAAAUUGAGGUAUUUUUGCUCACACAAUGCAGGAAUUCACAUGGUAACAGUGACAAUGAUAACACAAUUGGAGGAAUAUCUCAAUGCCAAUGAAGAAAAUGCGGAUCUCAGUUUACCCAGUUCUCUCCUCCCGUCAAGCAUUCAAUAUUUACUGUGCACAAGAACAAAAUACUCAGGGAAUAAAGAAGCAACUCCUGUCCUUGGAUUCGGAUUGCUCCAGCAGCCUUGUUCACUAUUAAUUGCACUGCUUCAUUCCGGGAUUAUUGUUGACUUAUCCGUAGUUGACAGGGAUUACCUUCCGAAUGUUGAUUGUCGAGAACCAGCAGUCAGUUCGAGUAAAAAGGUGACCAGAGAGCCAUUCGACAUUUACAUUGCAAAUCUUUUAAAACAUGAUUCAGCAUCUCAACCAAUCACCAAACUUGGCACAACGAAACUCUCUGGAAAAGAAUACUUGGAGCUUUUAUAUCGAGCAACUCAUCUAUUUCGUACCAAUCACUUCAUCAAGCACGAUAAAGUACGAGCAGAAAUUGCUAAAAAAGUUCGGGUCUUGAAGGAUUUGAAGAAUCAUCAACUGACGGAACUCGAUAAUUUAACGGAAACAAGAAAACAUUUGCACGGAAAAGCUGAGCAAUUGGCUGAACGUUACGAGGAUAUCAAAGAUAAGCAAGAAGACCUGGCUAAGAGGGCUGAAGAGGUCUUACGUCUAGUGAAUUACAAAGAAUUAUCCACGGCUGAAAGGGCUGAUGCGACACAACUGAAGGACUUGAACCAAAAAGUAUCAAAGGAACUGGCUUUUCGGCUAGAUAAAUUGAAAAAGAAAGUGGAACAACAGAGGAUGCAUAUGGAGGCCUUCAAAAGAGAGGAGAAGAAAAAUUCUUAUGUUCUUAGCGCGAAACAAGAAGAAGCUAUCAAAAGUAAUAUUGGACAAAUGGGAAAGAGCAUCGCCAACAUGAUUGCUCAAGUAAAGGCUUUCGAAGAUGAACUAGAUAUUUAAAUAAUCUCCCUUUAUUCAUGUUUUAUUGAAGUUAUUGAAAAUAACCUGGAAUUUCUUUCGUAAUAAAUAAUUACAUUUUCAUUUUCACAUACAUGUAAUUGAUCAAUUAUUUUCCAAUCAUUAAAAAAGUAUCAUAAUUAUCUGAUAAUUUAAUUUUAUGAUAUAAAUGAUCAAGGCGAAAAUCACGAUGUUAAAUAACGUCCUAGUUAUUUUUUUAAUUUUAUUGUUAAUUGUAUACCGAUGUAUCGGUGGACUGUUACAUUUUCCAUGCAAAAAGAAAGAAAAGCUCUUUGUAUCAAUCACCCUACUGGAGAAUGGGACUUUAUAAAAAUAAAUCAAAAAUAAAUCAGAAUCAAUUUUUCAAUACUCAAUAAACAUCAGAAAAUUGUAAAUAAAAAAAAUUAUCAUUUAAAAAA
Molecule: messenger RNA, 2616 nt
Organism: Diachasmimorpha longicaudata
Lineage: Eukaryota; Metazoa; Arthropoda; Insecta; Hymenoptera; Braconidae
Gene: mbo
Product: nuclear pore complex protein Nup88
Exons: 11
Coding region: 89-2200 (703 amino acids)
Biological process (GO): ribosomal small subunit export from nucleus; ribosomal large subunit export from nucleus; mRNA export from nucleus
Cellular component (GO): nuclear pore
Molecular function (GO): structural constituent of nuclear pore
Source: RefSeq, a predicted model, not a curated record